AUGGAUUUACCAAUCGCAUCUGCCGCUAACCAGGCUCAACGCGAGGAGCAGUAUGCAGUAGUCGAGCAUCGUAAAUUUCAAAAUAUACCCGACUUCAUGCCUACAGUGAUAGCAAUAAGAGAAAAUCUGUUUUCGGUACAAGGACACAGGGGAGAUCUCUCCUGUGACAAAGAGGUGCUGAAUGCUUGGAAAAGAAAAAACAAGACUGCAUUUCAAUUAAUUACGGAUUUCAGGCGAUACGAAAAGGUGGCCAAACUAAGCACAAGGAAUUUUAACCUUGUAAUUAAAAUUAGUGCAGCCCCACACGAGUAUACAACCAAUGGGAAAAUAUCCCAGUAUACUUUUCAAUUCAUCAAGGCCUCGAUGUCUGAAGACGAUAUCUUCACGGCUUUAUCUGAUAUAUUAGAUAAAAAGACGAGGAUAGCGGAUCUGAACAAAAAAGAAACUACACCUGGUGAUAAAAAAGAGGGAUGUAAAUCGUGCGAAGCUUACAAUGAAUUAAUCGAACGUAAUAAACGGGACAAAAAAGAUGUCGACGAAAUUAAUGAAUCACUACGAAGAGAAAUUAAGGCAUUGAAGUCAGAGCUCUCCAAAGCGAAGACAGAACGAGAUUCUUUCAAAGCUAAGUGUGAAAAGCUCCAAAUGACAGUGAAUGCUACGCAGCACUUUGUAGACGAGCUGCAAAAACGAGAGGUUGUAAAUCUGAGACAACACAAAGAGAAUGAGAGGUUGCUAGAAAGCAAAUUAAACGAGUGCAAAGCCAAACUCGAGGAAUACUCGGACAAGUACCAUAUUGAAUAUAAGCAACCGCAGAUCCAGGAAAACACGGACAGCGCGGGAAAUCAGGAUUCCCCAAAACGCUUGGUAAAAAAGAAGCAGCCGCAUGAGUUGUCAACUUUUUCUGGCGAGAAUGAAUACAGCAUCGACGAGACAAUCCAUAAGGUUUCGCUUGCAUCUGGGUUCUCGUUUGAGCUCUGCGAGUCAGACGAACCAUUUCUUUUCUCGAGUGAACGAGAAGGAGAACCCGUGGAUUCAACGAUUCCUCCGAGCCCUGAGGCGAAUUCUGUUGCAGACUAUGUAAUACCUUUGUCACCCAUCACGCUACAAGACAACUCACCUAAUGAUGUGACCGAGGUCAGACAUUCAACACCGAAAAGAAAAAAUGAAAAGAAAAUGAAGGAAUCAAAAAGACAAAAGAAAGGCGAAGUACAUGGAAGGAGCGCUCCAGAAACUCAGGAAAUCGUUGCAGUUGUAUACUCUACGACUACGACAAAUGAGGAUAUUUUUUUUCUCGGUUCCAUUGUGGAAUCUCUACCGGAGGGAAAAAUUUUGAUUAAGUUUAUGGAACGAAACUAGGGAAAGUUCCGCUGGACAAAAUCUCCCACAGAAGAAACACUGUUCGAAUAUCAGAUUGUCCAGCGGGGCGUAGACCUCACUAUUAAUCCCAACCCUGGGUUUUCCACGAGUCGAUGCCAUCAGGUCAUGCUCAUGCUCGAUGUUUUUCAAGCCUUGUGCCCUGCAUUCGACUGAUGCAAUGAAGCCCAGCAAAGCUGCAGACCACAGAAGGAAGACGCUCCGAAUACCGGCCAUCUCGCAUUGACUAUCCGGGGAAGUGCCCUGUGACAGAGUCACCGGCUCCUCAUGUGAUUUGAGGUCAUCACCGGAAGUGAACUUUUGUACCGGAAGUAAAAUAACUGGUAGCGUUAUUGUUUAGGGAUGAGACACAUCCCAAAAGUAUAAUUUGCUUUAACUCAAAGAAACCAGCCUUUAUGCCAUCGCCUUAACAAAUAAACACACAAAAUAUAAGUGUGUUAAAAUACCAAAUUUAAAAAGGAAAUGGGAAAGUAAGAAGAAGAUAGUAGAUGGUCUUUUAAUAUAAAAGAAAAAAAUAAGAAAAGGUCACAAGACACAAAGCGCAGUCCUGCGCUUACAUAAGCCAAUAAUGAUAAAAUUAUUCACUCCCUGUCGCGCAGGACUGCUCAUGUAUCAGCGAAUCCCGUAUUUAGCGUAAUACCGGAACCCACGUGAACUGGUAACAGAGACGUGGUUCUUAGCGCAGAGCAGAAUUUUACGAGUGUUGCUACUUUGGUCUUGGGACUACACAUCUCAAUGUUAAAGCGAUAAAAGAACCGGAUUUUUUGUAUGUGAACGUGGUGCGCAGUUCUGCGCUCGCCUUAGUAUACAGGGGACAAGCUCUACUGAUAACACAAAAUGCCGACAAACUUGUGAGUGCGACAUAGAUUCGGGAACUCACACGAUCAUCUUGUUAAAGAGACUGCCCUCUUAAAAUAAAGGGUAUUGUAUUCUAUUAACCAUGAUAUGCCGUGGCCUGCCCUCUGUCAGCGACCUUGUUAAGCAUAUCACGCUCGAAUUACCACAAAAGGAUAUUUCAGGUAUUUCUUAGUACAUAGAGGAACAAGCAAAACUAGACCUUCAUUUACUGACUACUACUGAGCUACUAUCACGCAAAAAAACAAGCAAUGACAUUUGUCCCGAUAAAACGCAUAGUUAUUUGCAGAGUAAAAAUCAUUACGGUAAA
This is a messenger RNA of Nematostella vectensis (starlet sea anemone), 2539 nucleotides long. RefSeq lists its product as uncharacterized. The transcript has 13 exons. Bases 1 to 1356 code for a protein of 451 amino acids. Lineage: Eukaryota; Metazoa; Cnidaria; Anthozoa; Actiniaria; Edwardsiidae. The record is from RefSeq and is a predicted model, not a curated record.